Molecule: messenger RNA, 6536 nt
Organism: Miniopterus natalensis
Lineage: Eukaryota; Metazoa; Chordata; Mammalia; Chiroptera; Miniopteridae
Source: RefSeq, a predicted model, not a curated record
UCUGGAUUCUUCCCCAGUGGAUAUGACUCCUGUCCUGUAGCUUUCUGAAGGAUUGAUGUUGAACAUUAUUAGUGAAACUCAGCUUCCACCUGACUGUACACCACAGCAAAAGCUUUGGAUAUCUUUUUCAGUUAAGACAAUAAUGACUUUCUUGGAAUGUAUUUCCAGUGGAGCCUGUUUUCUGUGUAGCUUGGAAGAAUAUCUAACUAACACUGGCGAUUCUUCAAAUACUUUAUAAAAACCACUCUAUAUCAAAUAACUGAGUGACUUUGAAUUGUUGAAGGGGACCUUAAAAAUUGGGAAUAUCAAUUCACCUGGAAGAUUAGACCACUGCUAUUCAGAGCUGCUGCUGAAAUACCAUGUCUAAGAGCUCGGAGUUCAUUAAUCUCUCAUUUUUAUUAGAUCAUGAGAAGGAAAUGAUCCUAGGAGUCUUAAAGAGAGAUGAAUAUUUGAAAAAAGUGGAGGACAAGAGAAUAAGGAAGCUGAAAAACGAACUCUUAGAAGCAAAACGUAGAAGUGGGAAGACUCAACAAGAGACCAGCAGAGUCUGUGUUCACUGUCAGAGAAACCUGGGUUUAAUAUUUGACCGGGGAAACCCAUGUCAGGCCUGCUCACUGAGAGUCUGCAGCGAGUGUCGGGUCUCGGGCCUUGAUGGCAGCUGGAAGUGCACUGUCUGUGCCAAAAUCGCGCAGCUAAGGAUUGUAACUGGUGAAUGGUUUUUUGAAGAAAAGGCGAAACGUUUCAAGCAAGCCAAUGUUCUGGGCACUGAUGUUGUCCGGCAGUCCAUCUUAAGAAGAAGUCCAGAAGCUGAAGAAAUACAAAGCCAAGAGAAAAACCACCAGGAUUCAGAAAAGUCUAACACUUCACCUUCUGCUGGGCAGAAGGCCAGCCAUGAUGGGCCCAAGAAAAAGGGAUUUCUUCUUAGCAGGUUCAGAUCAGCAACCAGAGGAGAAAUCAUCAUAACUCCAAAAACUGAAAGUGGGAGGAGCUACAGUGUGGACUUAGAUAGCCAAAAUUUUCGGCGUUUAAAGUCAGCCCCCAGUUCAGACAGAGGAAGCACUGGUUCAUCAGAUCUUAAUGACCAGGAAGUUGGUCCUGGGACCAUGAAGAGCAGCCAGAGCAGUGGUAUGACCCCAGUUACUCAGAGGUCACCAGCCCCAAGCACACGCAGCUUGACUCCAGUCAGCAGUAGAGAGCAUGGUUUUGAAAAUUCUUUGGAUUGGGCUGCCAUUGAAGGAAUCUCUGAGGAUUUCACAAAGAAUCAUCGCAGAAACACUUCUGGCACACCUUCCAUAGCAGUCUCGGGGACUUCCCACUCCUCAGAUCGGAGUCAAUCUGAGUUAGAUUUGAGUGGGUCAUUUACAGAAGACUUAGAGGAUACUGUAAAUUUAAGAAGCAAGUCUGUCCCUGGGGCUUUAGACAAAGACUUGGACUCCUUGGAAGAGACUGAAGAAGGCAUUGAUGACUUAGUGUCCUCCAGGUUUUCUGCAAACACCCACAGCCUAGCAAGUGGCCCGUCAAUAAAUUCUCAAGCAGGCUCUGACAGGAAAUGGACCUACCUAAAUGUGCCCGAUGCUGACUUAGACACUACCAGCCUUAACAGCAUGAUGAGUGUUUACAGUGAAACAGGAGACUAUGGCAACGUGAAGGUCAGUGGUGAAAUCCUUCUCCACAUCAGCUACUGCUACAAAACCGGCGGGCUCUACAUUUUUGUCAAGAAUUGCAGAAAUCUGGCCAUAGGAGAUGAAAAGAAACAGAGGACUGAUGCUUAUGUCAAGUCAUACCUUCUUCCUGACAAGUCUAGAAACAAUAAGCGCAAGACCAAAAUCAGAACAGGCACCAAUCCAGAAUUCAAUGAAACACUAAAGUAUACUAUCAGCCAUACCCAGCUGGAAACAAGAACGCUGCAGCUCUCAGUCUGGCAUUAUGAUCGAUUUGGACAUAAUAGCUUCCUCGGGGAGGUGGAGAUUCCUUUUGACUCAUGGAACUUUGAAAAUCCAAGUGAUGAGUGGUUUGUACUUCAACCCAAGGUGGAAUUAUCUGCUGACAUUGGCCUUCAAUACAAAGGAGAGCUGACAGUUGUUUUACGUUACAUUCCUCCAGAUGACAACCUGAUGCUUCCACCAGGACAACUUCAAGGAAAGAAGACCUUUAAAAGGGGAAAGAAGGAGCCACCUGUACUCUCUGGAGGAAUACUAGAAGUGUUCAUCAAAGAGGCAAAGAAUUUAACAGCGGUGAAGUCAGGAGGCACUUCUGAUAGCUUUGUGAAGGGCUACCUGCUCCCUGAUGAUAGCAAAGCCACCAAGCACAAAACUCUGGUCAUAAAAAAGAGUGUUAACCCUCAGUGGAAUCAUACAUUCACGUUCAGUGGUCUGCAUCCCCAGGAUAUAAAGAAUGUUUGCCUAGAACUUACCAUCUGGGACAAGGAGGCCUUUUCCAGCAAUAUCUUUCUGGGAGGAGUUCGUUUGAAUUCUGGAAGCGGUGUGAGCCAUGGGAAGGCUGUGGAUUGGAUGGACUCACAGGGAGAAGAGCAACGCCUUUGGCAGAAGAUGGCCAACAAUCCUGGGAUUCCUGUGGAGGGCAUACUCAUGCUCCGUUCCAGUAUGGGGAAGCGUCGGCUUUGAAGGUUUCUAUCUGGUGGGGAAGGAGAAAGCAGUGGAAGAAAUAAGGGAAAACCUCACUUUUAGAACCAAAGUGGAUUGAAAUAUCAAGUCCCAGAAGCAUCUCAACGUGAAAGCCUACAGCAUUUUGGGUUGUGAUCAAUGUUGUUUUUUCUUCUAUGUAGAUAUUUCCCAUUAAACUGAACAUUGCCUUUAGAAGUUGGCAGAAGGGUUUUCCUCCUACAAUGGUGUCAUUUAUGUGCUCUGAAAUUAAAGAAAAGAAAUAGGGGGAGGAAGUCUGCAUGGGCAAAACUGUAACAAAAAUUGGAUCUGCAAGAUUUAAACCGUAGUAAUGGAAACUGGGCCACAACAAGAAUUCCAAAGGAUCCAAACCUACUAAAUAAAAUCUUCAGGAAUCUCCAUCAUUUUUAUCAAGCAUCUCGGAUGAUUUUAAUACAAGUGGAUCACAGUUUGAGAAACACCGCAUUAGAGGACAAAUUAUCUUUACUAUAUUAUUUGGACCAACUCUACAUCAUUAUGGCAGAUUGGGUUUGACUGACCUGGACAUUAUUAAUGGCAAGGCAACCAUGAUGAGGUGGAAGAAAGCUUAACCUUGGACUCAGAUGACAUCAGUUCAAGUCUUGACUAUUUACCAACCGUGUGACCUCAGUCAAGUUAAUUAUCUGACCUAGGCCUUCAGCUAUUUGCAUGUAAAACAUGAAUAAUCAGGCUGCCUUGAAGUAAUUGAAGAUACCAAAUGAGGUAAUAUAUGUAAAUAUGCUCUGUAAAUUUUAAGCCACUAUGGAAAAAAUGGUCAUUACUGAUGAGCUAGUUAUAGCACUCUGUGAUUACUCUCUUAAGUCUCUCUUUUCCUGGAUGUUUGGUUAGAUGUUAAGUGUUCUAUAUACAAUGAAUUGGUCUCAAGUGUACAGCAAAAAUACCCCCAAAAAAUUAUUUUGUGCUGUUACUCACUGUGGGUGUUAGUCAUUUAUUUGUUUUCAAGGUGUAGGUCAUUUAUUUAUUUGAAGUAGGAAUUUCCUACUUCAUCUGAUUAGAUAAUAAAUAUUACAAAAAGUAAUUAAUUUUAUGGAAAAAAAUAGUGUGGUCAGUUUUUGUUAACAAGUUGUGUAAUCUGCAAGCAAACCAUCUUUCUCCCUCUCCCCUUAACACCCUCUUCCAAUGUGAUGUCCAUCUCUUUCUAUGACCUAUGUCUGGGAGAUCAUGUCUGGGAGAUCACUCUGCCUUCUUUACAGGGGUGUUGUUCAGAAUCAUGCCUUUUUAUCUACAGAAGGAAAUUUAGCAAUCUGUCAAAACAGAUUCCACAGAAAUACAAACUACUGUUGUCACUAUGAGGAGUGCAUAGUGUUUCAGAGACUAUCAGUUGUAUUUAACUUACCUCAGUAGAAUCCAUCAAAAUAUUCUGGUAGAGGGUUCCUUUCAUAUUUGGAAAAGGGGAGUAGAAUAUAUAGCUAGUAUUGCCUAUAAAUAACAAAACACUCAUAUAGAGUAGGAAAACCUACUUUUCUCUCCACUUUUUCUGUACAAGAAGAGAUUUUUCUUUAUUUAGCUUUUUUUUCCCCCCUCUGAAUGAGGCAGAAAUUAAUACAACAAGCAAACAAAAUAUUUCAUUAUAAUAGUUAAAGCAAAAGUUUAAAUCAUUGGCAUUUGCUGAGGAAAAAAAAUAAAGUCUCCUGAAAGAUGGAUAGACCAAAACUAGGUAUGUGUUUGAAUCCAAUUAUUUUACUUUUAUCCCUUUAUUGUUAAAUCUAUUUACUUUGGGGAAAGAAUAUGAUCGAGCCUUUCAAGAUUUUUUUUUCUGCUUAGCCAACGGUUUAUUUUUUCAGAAAGUUGAAACUUCUUUGUGCAAAUCCAUGGGAAUUGAUGAGUAUUUACAAUAAAACUUGUUUUUAAAUCGUUCUCAUUUGGAAACAAGGAAAGUAUCCAUUCCAUUACAAAACAGUUGUCAAUUGUUUAUGGUUGAACUACAGUUAGAGUGAUUGGUGGUUGGGAAUAUAUUUUAUUUUUAGUCCUUUCCUAGUAUUCAUUAUUCAUAAAUGGACAUUUUUGAAGAGAGAUUAUUAGUUUUCAGAUGAUGUGAAGAAAGAGAAAUGAAGAUUCUCUUGAAUCUUCUUGCUUUUGACCUUCUUCGCCAAUUUCAAUUAAUUUGUCCUCCUUAAUUCCUGACAGGUGGGGUGCACACCAGAACCAUGGGGGAAUGCCCUUAAUGUUUUUUCCACAUGGAUUAAUGGAAAUAUUACCAAUUUUUACCUCUUUUCUGUCACCUUCGAAGUCAGCUCUGUUAAAGUUAUUUGCUUACAAAGCAUCUGAAUGCACAGAGCCAGGUUCUGGUUGGGGUUAGGGGGGGCUGCCCUGGCCCUUCCCCAGGCGCCAAAUUAUAAGGGGUACUAAGCAUUCCUGAGAAGGUAAUGAGGUGGAGAACUCCUCUCAAGAAGAGUCUAAUAUUAGCAGGAAGAAAUAAUGUCUGCUUGAGUAGAUAAGUGAGGAGGAAACCCCAUGCCUAAAGAGCAAUUCGCAAUUAAUAAAUUCUGAAAAAUACAGGUCUGGUUAGAGGCAGGCCUGUUGUUUUGUUGAAUGGGGUAUACAAUUUGGGCCAAGCGUGAACUGUUAAGUACAUAGGAAAAAAGUGGUUUGUCUCCAUUGGGGAUUUCCUUUGUAUCCCUUCUACCAGGAAGGUGUUCCUCAGAAUAAAUGUUGUACAUAUAAAUAUUUCAAGAACAUGUGAGGAGCAUCACAUCAUCAGAAUAAAAAUUGGCCCAACUCUGAAUGCACUCAGUCUCCAUUCCUGGAUUGAGAGUAGUUGUCAUGGGCAGGCUGCUUUUGUUCUGGGCCUGAAGAUGAGUCCAAGGGUGGAGCGGGCUAGAGAAGGAAAACACUCUUUCAAUAUCCUAAGAACAGUUAAGAAUCACUAAUUCCCUGGAACAUUAGAAUGGGGCUCUCCUGGGAAGAAAUAACAGGAGUAAUUUUCCAAACUCUGUCAAAGGCUGGGUCACUUACACAUGAGUAUGUUCAUUUCUGCUUUGUUCCUGGUACCUACCUGUCUCGGAUGCCAAUUUAUUCUUCUAAACUCCUUUUCUGAUAAGAAGGUGGUUUCUGUGUUUCAUUGGUUUUAUAUAUUUUUUAUUUUAAAAAAACAUAUCUUUAUUGUUGAAAGUAUUACAGCUGUCCCCCCCUUUUUCCCCAUUGACCCCUUCUACCCCACACCCACACACCCCUGCCCCACUUUAUUUCUUAGAGUAGCGUUAGGUUUAUGGACAAAUUGAGCAGAAAGUACUGCGGAUAAUGCAUAAUAUGAUGUAUCCACAAGUAUAUUAUCAUACAGAGUAAUUUCACGGCCCUAAAAAUCUCUUGUGUUUGAACCCUUGGCAACCAUUCACCUUUUGGCUGUCUCUAUAGUUUUGACUUUUCUCAGAAUGUCAUAUUGUUGGAAUCACACAGUAUGUACUUUUCCUACUUGCUUUUUUCACUUAUUAACAUGCAUUUAAGUGUUUUCCAUGUCUUUUUGUGACUUGAUAGCUCUCUUUAUUUUGUUGUUGUGAUAAGAGCAAUUAACAUGAGAUUUACCCUCUUAACAAAUUUUUAAGUAUAUGAUGUAGUAUCUUUGUUUUUAAGUAAAGAGAGAUAAAGGGAUGAAAGAACUCUCAGAAACAGUAACAACAUUUUUAAACUUCUCUGGAGAUGAUGGAAGGUCUGCACUCAUGCUGCUAGUUUUCUUGGUUUUAUUGUUGGAUACAAAGGACUGUUCCUAUUUACUUGUCUUACCAUGUUUAGUGCAAAAGUAGUAGCAAUACUUAAACACUUACCAUGCCUACUCCUAAGCUUCUGUAUGAAAUAUAUAUCCCAGACCAAAGCUUUAUGUCACACUGUACUUGCUGCACAGUGUAAUGUCUUUUUCAUUAAAUUCCUUUUCCUAACAUC